Molecule: messenger RNA, 13280 nt
Organism: Leucoraja erinaceus (little skate)
Lineage: Eukaryota; Metazoa; Chordata; Chondrichthyes; Rajiformes; Rajidae
Gene: parp8
Product: poly (ADP-ribose) polymerase family, member 8
Exons: 27
Coding region: 2439-5072 (877 amino acids)
Biological process (GO): endoplasmic reticulum unfolded protein response
Cellular component (GO): nuclear envelope; membrane; endoplasmic reticulum tubular network
Molecular function (GO): protein serine/threonine kinase activator activity; kinase binding; NAD+ poly-ADP-ribosyltransferase activity
Source: RefSeq, a predicted model, not a curated record
ACUUAUCUUUCUGUUAUUAAUUAUCUGCCAUCACUUUCAAUUAAAAAACGAGGCAAGGUUGAUUAAUUGUCAACAAUAUCUUGGAAUUCAAAACAGGAAAGAAGCAGUUAUGUUCAUAGCAAAAGGAUUUGAGUAUAGGAGCAGGGAGGUCCUACUGCAGUUGUACAGGGUAUUGGUGAGACCACAUCUGGAGUAUUGUGUACAGUUUUGGUCUCCAAAUCUGAGGAAAGACAUUCUUGCCAUAGAGGGAAUCCAGAGAAGGUUCACCAGACUGAUUGCUGGGAUGUCAGGACUUUCAUAUGAAGAAAGACUGGAUAGACUCAGCUUGUACUCGCUAGAAUUUAGAAGAUUGAGGGGGGAUCUUAUAGAAACUUACACAAUUCUUAGGGGUUUGGACGGGCUAGAUGCAGGAAGAUUGUUCCCGAUGUUGGGGAAGUCCAGGACAAGGGGUCACAGAUUAAGGAUAAAGGGGAAAUCCUUUAGGACCGAGAUGAGAAAGACAUUUUACACACAGAGAGUAGUGAGUCUCUGGAACUCUCUGCCACAGAAGGUAGUUGAGGCCAGUUCAUUGGCUAUAUUUAAGAGGGAGUUAGAUGUGGCCCUUGUGGCUAAAGGGAUCAGGGGGUAUGGAGAGAAGGCAGGUACAGGAUACUGAGUUGGAUGAUCAGCCAUGAUCAUAUUGAAUGGUGGUGCAGGCUCGAAGGGCCGAAUGGCCUACUCCCGCACCUAUUUUCUAUGUUUCUACGUCGAUAACUGAAUUGUUAUAUAAACAGUUUGUAUAUUACCUGGAAUAAAAGACUAAUUUGAAGACAGCAAUCGGAUAUUACAGAAUGUUAUCUCUUAUACAAUUUAUAACACAUGCCCCCCAAAAUAGGUGAAACAACAGUAACCAUCGAGAGGGGAACAUGGGGAGUGGGGUAGAAAGUGAGAGAGACUGGGGGUUGACUCAAUUCCCGGAAGCUUACUUUGAACCCCUAUGAUGCAGCUGUAAACGAUCCGAUCAGACCUGGCCGUGAAAUUGAACCCUGUAAUGUUUACAACACUCCAUUCAAUUCAGUUCACGCAACAACAACAAAAAUGAAAACCCUGAACGAAUGGAGGAGGGUGAACAUAAUGAGAAUUAAACUGCAGGUCGCGCAUUCAAUUUCACAAUGGUAAUUCCCUGGAAAGGGAACCCGUCCCACGUGACACCAGAAGCAGGAUGUGGUUUUGAAUGAAUGCUUUUGUGCACCUGAAGUGGAUCGUUCAUUCGGAGCUUCAUGUGAUCCACCAGCGAAGAACAAGGCAGCCCGCUGGCGUUGGCACUGCUCCUGCUCCCAGCCCUAACAGGUCUUCCCAGCUAUUUCCUGUAUCACGGCAUCUCUGAUAAGUCUAUUAUCGACCGCCUUUUAAUUAACAUCCUUGCACAGAAUAGGCAUUUCUAGAUUUGGGUUGCCGGUGAAAUUCCCUCAAGGGAAAGAUGGGUUAAAAAAAUCCCAUUACGUCAAAUUUAAAGGCUGUUUAAUGGAUCACAGUGUUUACAGAAUGCUAUCAAUGAAGUGAAAGCAUUCUGCCACCUUGCUACGCGAAUUGUAUGUGGCUACACUGAUGGUUUAAAUGAUUACUUUCAGAAUAGACAAUAGGAUAGAAAUUGUGCAAUUAAAACGACGCGUUAAUUGAAUCAGACCACCCACUCUCACUCCCCUCAAUGCAAACCCCCUCCUCACCGAUACCCCUCCCUCUCGCUCUCCCACAUACACACACAGCCCCCGCAACUGUAAUUUAUUAGUCCCGAGUUCUGUCAGAUCCGCGCUGGGCAUUAGAUGUCUUCGUAAGAGUGACGCUGUCACAUUUCACCCCAUGAACUGAUGUGUGGCAUCUUUUGAAUUCCUACGUUCAAUCCAACACUGGGUAAAAAUACCGUGCGGUUUGCACACCCGCCUGGACCGACAGACUGCCCACGGGUCGGAUGUUGCCGUCUAAGGAAGAACAGAAGAAAAUGCAGAAGGAGUAAUUGAUGAAGAAAUCGGUUUGAAAAAAAAGGAAGCAGCAGCGGGCUGGCGUUUUUUUUGAUAGCUUUCGAAAUCGCGAAGCCUUGUGGAGCAGGGUGUGUGCAUGUGUGUGUGUGUGUAUGUGUAUGUGUGUGUGUGAGGCUGCGGCGCCCCGUAGCACACAGCACAUCCCCAGUCGGAAGAGCAGCUGGAUUGCUAUUGUCAUCUCGGACCAGCUGAGAUAAAGCAGCUGCGGCAUCGUCCCUGGGAUAGAAGCAGCAGACCCGCGCCGAGCCCAUACAGCCACCCAUCUCCCGGCGUCAGCAGCCCCUCACCGUCUCCCAGUCGCACCAAACUGGGGACUCUGACCUUGGGCUGGCAAGCGGCACUGUUCGCAGGUUUGCUUUUUACUGGAAAAGGGGCGACGACAAAAAGGAAGCCAAACAUUUCUCUCUCUGUUUACACUUCAUGGGGAUGUGUUCAAGGCAGGAGCGGAUACAGACAGACAUAGACAGCGUACUCCAGAGGUGCAAGGCGGACAAGGACUGCCUGUUUUCCGAUUUCAGAUAUUCCGAUUCCACGUUCACCUAUACAUACACAAGAGGCUCGAAGAGGGUGUCUUAUUCUGUUCACGUCUCCGAGGAUUAUCCAGAUAAUACAUAUGUGUCAAAUUCAGAGAAUGAUGAUGAUGUGCUAGUCACAAGGGAUCCCAUUCCAGUCAUUUUCCAAAGAAUAGCAACAGAAUUGAGGUUCAGUAAUGAUGCCACGAGUUGCCUGUCUAUCAGAGCCAAACUGCACAAUGAGAGGUGCCAGGAGACCAGGCAUACUUGCACAAUAGAAGAGGAUUCCGAAGGGGACAAUGAUUCCGAAGAAUUUUAUUAUGUAGGCCAGGGAAAUUAUGACGGUGAACUUCAUAAGCAUCCACAGCUUGAAGCUGACCUGGCAGCCGUGCGAGAGAUCUAUGGACCUGGUGCAGUAUCCCUCAGGGAAUAUGGAGCAAUUGAUGAUGUGGACAUCGACCUGCACAUCGAUGUCAGCUUUCUCGAUGAGGAGAUUGCUAUUGCAUGGGAUGUUAUUCGCACAGAACCUGUGAUCGUGCGACUGCAUUGCUCUCUCACGCAGUAUUUAAAUGGCCCAGUUCCAACAGUUGAUGUUUUCCAAACAUCGACGAAGGAUCGAUUUGGAUUGGGGCAUCAAUUGAAAAAAAUUAUGCAGACAUUUGUUACACACCAGUGGAAGCAGAACAGCAAGGAGAAACUCAACUGCCCACACGGCAAAAAAAUUAGUGAGAAGAAGGUGAAAUCACCGCUGCACAUAUUUUCAUCUUUGCGCAGGUUUACUUUGGAAAGGAGAUGUCAAAUAAACUCAACAGUUCUGGACGACCACCCAACACCUAGAGCUCUGAGGUCGCCAAGUUAUCCUCCGCCUGGAUGUGGCAAAAGCAAAUCAAAACUGAAACCAGAGCAAGAUGGAAUUCCCAAAUCUCAGAAACUGCUCAAGAGGAACUGUUCCAAUUCUGCAAAAGUGGAAGAUGGUUGUGAUUCCAAACCUCACAAACCUAUUGGCCGUUCAUUUUCCAGUGAUCCCAGAACUGAUCAGACUAAUUCGUCAAAGCCACAUAAACUUUUAAGUCGAUCAUGUUCUGCCACCAUGAGGCUGGAUGAAAACCUUCCUUUGAAGUCCCACAAAUUACUGAGCAGGACAUGUUCUGGUGACACCAGAUGCGAGCACAACAGUGCACCAAAACCACAUAAACUGCUGAGCAAGUCUUGUUCCAGCACUCUGAAGACAGAGGACACAGAUGGACUGAAACACCACAAACUGCUGAGCAGAUCUUACUCCAGCAAUGCCAAAGUGGGUAAGACAGAGCUGUGCAAAGAGCCCACUUCUGAGGGUAGAAGACUCUCACUUACCUCAGGUCUCAUUGGCAUUUUAGCACCUUCCUCUUCAUCACAGCCCACAUCUGGCUUUAAUGUGAAAACACUAGUAUCAAGGGAGCAUGGAUUUCUCGUGCAGACAAUUGAAUACGCAGAGCAGCGCAUACCGGUCCUCAACGAAUACUGUGUCGUGUGUGAUGAGCCUCAUGUCUUUCAGAAUGGACCAAUGCUACGGCCCACAGUUUGUGAACGGGAGCUGUGCGUUUUUGCCUUCCAGACUUUGGGAGUAAUGAAUGAAGCUGCAGAUGAAAUAGCAACAGGAGCCCAGGUGGUGGAUUUAUUGGUGUCCAUGUGCCGAUCUGCUUUGGAGUCUCCAAGAAAAGUGGUCAUUUUUGAGCCAUAUCCAUCUGUGAUGGACCCUCUUGAUCAUCGGAGCUUGGCAUUUAACCCAAGGAAAAAAGACUAUGAACGAUUAGUUAAAGCACUGGACAGCAUAACAUCCAUCAGGGAAAUGACCCAGGCACCAUACUUGGAAAUUAAGAAGCAGAUGGACAAGCAGGAUCCGCUGGCGCAUCCCCUGUUACAAUGGAUUAUUUCCAGUAACAGAUCGCAUAUUGUAAAAUUGCCUGUAAAUAGGCAACUAAAGUUCAUGCACACGCCACACCAGUUCCUGCUCCUCAGCAGUCCACCGGCCAAAGAAUCCAAUUUCAGGGCAGCAAAGAAACUUUAUGGGAGCACUUUUGCAUUUCACGGCUCACAUAUAGAGAACUGGCACUCCAUUUUAAGGAAUGGUUUGAUUGUUGCAUCUAACACACGAUUACAGCUACAUGGAGCAGUGUAUGGGAAUGGUAUUUAUCUUAGUCCAUUGUCAAGUAUUUCUUUUGGUUACUCAGGGAUGAAUAAAAAGCAGCAGAAGGUGGCAACCAAGGAUGAACAGCCUUCAAACAAUAAAGCAGCCACUUUGCAGUCACAGAAAAAAGGACAGCAACCCCAGUUUUUGCAGAGUCGUAACCUGAAGUGUAUAGCCUUAUGUGAAGUGAUUACUUCACCAGAUUUGCACAAACACGGCGAAAUUUGGGUAGUUCCGCAAACAGAUCACGUCUGCACAAGAUUCUUCUUUGUAUAUGAAGAUGGCCAAGUGGGUGAUAUCAGUACAAAUACACAGGAUGCCAGCAUUCAUAAAGAAAUUCUUCGGGUCAUUGGAAACCAGACAGCUACAGGUUAAACGAAUCACACAUCAUCACUGACUGGAUCAGAAUGCCUUUUCUGGCUUUUAAGCUGCAGUGCAGUUUUGAACUAAAAUAUUAACCACCUAAUUUCAAAUGCACACAAUGUUAAGAUUUAAAUAACGCACUUUAAUUUCAAGAUUUCUUAUUUGAACCUUACAUAUUAGCAAUGCCAAGUCCGAAGUAUUGUCAGACAUCAAGUUGGCAUUGUUGCAGUAGGUUUUCCUGGAAAAUUUGUACAGUAUUAUGUAUUGGCCCUGAUUUUUAUUCAGCUUUGGCAAUGGUGGAAGAUUGAGAGUGUGAUUGUGCGUUGCGACUGGGUUAUACUCGGUGCUGAUUAGUUAAGCUGUGAAUCUUGGCAAAGUGUAGAACUGUGUAGAAUCUGCAAUGCGUGAUACAUAUGGGAUUGUGCCCCAUAGUGUCUUAAGAUGCCAUGAAGGAAUUCUGAGGAGGAAAGCUCUGCCUCAGGCAUCAGUGGAAUCAAGGGACUGUUUCCUUCCAGGUUCAUCAAUUGUUCCUCUUUACUCAAGAAAUACUGCAGAGUUUUAGGAAUGGUGAUAUAAUCCUGUCCCAUUAAGAACAGGAAUUGUUUUUAAAGAUCAAGUCAGUUUGUCCUAUACCAGCCAAACCAUCAUUUUAUUUAUGUUUUGAAAAAGAUAAUUGUGAAGACAAAAAUAAAUAUUUUAAAAAAUACUGCCUGGGGUGCUUUGAUUGCAGGCCUUAAUGAAGAACCCAAACCCCUUAUCCUUCCAAUGCGCCAUGAUAAUGCCAACUUUUUAUAUAACAAAGAGCCUUUUUUUUAAAAACUCUUGGUGGUGAUGGAUAUUGGUGCUGGCAGCCGCUACAAAUUCCUUUUAGACCAGAAUAAAAAUAAUAUGAAUAUCAGAGCCUUGAAAAAUGGUACAUUGAAAUGUACAUUUUUUUAAAUAGAGGAGUAGUGCAGGAUUUUAGCGUAUUGAGACAAUAAAGGGCAGUAAUUUUGAUAAUUUGGACAGGUCCUAAAAUAGAAUACCAUUCUUUUCUAUAAAAAGGGCACAUUUACGUUUAAAAUUAGGAUUGGUCUUCAAUGUUAUAAGUAAGUCACUCUACCACUGCGCAUUGGACCUGGUUGAAUUUUUUUUUCUUUACAGACAGCAUCUAAUUUCUGGAUAGAAUGUAUCCAUUCAAGAAAACAGUUAUACUUAAACCUUUUAAUUCUUUCCAAUUUCAACUCUCUACCAAUAAGAUUUCUAUGUGAAGGGUUGUUAGAUAUUGAUAUCUUAUUUUAAAGAAAGGUUUUUAAUAAAAAAUGUUGAUCCAAUAUUAUACAGUCUUUGCAUAAAGCAAUUGGAAGUGACCACAUGAAAUUAAACUGCUAGUGUCAUCUUUACAAAAUACUUGUCUAUUUAUUGGGAAAUUUAAAGUUUCAAUUAAUGUUAGUAAUAUUGUGGGGUUUUUUUCAUUUACAGCACAAUCCUCUCUACAAAGAUAAAAUAAUUUAUGCUCAAAUUCAUUUCAACCUUUUGAAAUACCUGUAGCUUAAAAAGUUUUUUUUUUUUAAUGUCACUUGGUAAAUUGUGGAUGUCCACUUUGGAGAAAGUUAUACAGACUACGUAUGUUACAAAUGUGCAGAUAAGGAAGCAGUAGCCCAAACAUAGCAUUGCAAUAUCUGUACUCUUUAUAAAGCUCUUGAAAGUUACAGACUUAAUCUAGAUUCAAGCACAAACCACUUUACAAUGCCUACUCCACUCUUCUGUAUCAGAUAUAAUUACAAUUAGCAUUCAAUUUGAAGCUCUUUAAUUGCAAAGAGUUUAGAAUUGCAACUCUUCAGAAAGGUCAACCUGAUUCAUUCCUUGCUCUCUCGCAUUAUGUUGGUGGUACUGAUUUCAGCUUAAAUAAUAAUAAAAAAUUAUAAUAUCAGGUAUGAAAAAAGUUUACAGAUCAAACUUUCUUUGGACUUGUUUGAAAUAUAGAAAUCACAUCUUUUGAAUUAUGCUGUACAUCAAUAUUGUACACUAUCAUAAUAUUUCUUAUGUAUAAGUUAAAAUAAUCAUUUCGGUAACACAUUUCAGUGAAAGAUGCAGUUUGUAAGCACGUUUGUAACAAGGUGUGCAAUGUGAACUAAUUCAAAAUAAGUACCAAGAUUUUCAACAUAUUUUCUAUUUAUAUUUACUUGACAAAUUUGUGAAGGUUUUGACAAAACCUCCCAUUUUUGUCUUUUGAUGUGACAUCACACCAGUUCACUCUUAUGAAGUAUAGUUUAUACUGUUCUUUUAAAUUACAUUUCUGUUCUGCAUUUUAUCACAUGUUGCUUCUUUCACCAAAUCACUUUGUUCAUACUUUCCUCAACUUAUUUCUACUGUAAUAUCAAAUCACAACAGGUUCUUAGUCAGGAUUUGAGGUUUACUAUUAAGGUAACCAGCAUUCUAUUUUUAAAUUUAUUCAUGCAAAUAACCCAAGGACGCACAGGUUUAUAUUGUAAAGGUUGUAAAGUAUUGCGUUUUACUAUUUGUAAUUUACAUUAUUUGGAAUAAACUCCAAUUCUAGAUCAAAAUAAAUUCAAGAUCAAUGGAAAUGAAAAUUAGGCAGGGUGUAUAAUGGGAGCUUAAUUGUUUUGUGGUACAAUGACAACAGCCCUCCAUCCUGCCAUCAAAAUGAACCAUAAUCGUCUCCUUGUGUUUUAAUCAGCAUUUAUUCCUCUUACCCCCAAAUUAUGACAAAAUAUUGGUUCUAAUAUGGAGUAGCACGAGCGGAUAAUGUGUAUUUUCAUUUCACCGAGCAUCAUGUCUUUGACUAGGAUAUCUGUACCUUCACGGUAAUAAUAAAUUGGUCACAUUUAUUUGAAAGUAUAUAUUUUUAACCAUUGAAAUAAAUGGUGAAAAUGAUUGUCCUGACUGAUGUAAAUCACAAUUAUCAGCAGACCAUGUUUGAUACUUGAGCCAUUCAAAAUAAGGCACGUGGGAUAUGUUCACCUGCUCUAAUAUUUCUAAUAACAUUGUCCAGUAUAGCAGCAGAGCCCAUAUUGACACACUAAAAUACCUUUCUUUAUGGUUGUAAAAGACCUUUAAGUUAUGAGCACCACAUUUGUGAAUGGGUAAUGGUGGUCUUUUGCAAGCAAAGCACAAACUGAUGCAUUGGCAAUGGUUGAUUGCAUAAAUUAUUAAAGAGAUGUCUUUUGAGAUGGGUUUUGGAAUGUGUUAUGCAAUUUAGGUUUGCUGUAAGAAUAAUUUUAAUAAUACCUGCUAUUGUAGGCCCAGCAUUUGAGCACAUUCUCUUGGAAUGCUCUAUUAUUGGUGGCACCAUCAAUCAGAAGGUUUCAAAUGAUGGCUUCAUUUGCCACUCCUUUACAUGCAAAUCGAUGCAAAACAUUUGAUAUUAUAAGAAAAGUCAUAAUUCCUCCCUGCACGGGAGAAAGCAGCCAUCCCUCUAAAAAACACUGUCAAAGCACAUUGAGUCUAACAAUGCUGGGUGUGAUGUGCAGUAUCAAUCAGAACCACCAACAUUAGUCAUUCAAACUGAAGUAAGUACCAAGGCGCACAUGCUUUGAAAUGCAGAAAUCUGGGACCGACGGAGAAACCAGCCAAUCAGCCUGCCUCAAUCAGCCUGGACUCCACAGGGAGCAUAUUCGUGGGGUCCACAGACCUGGCAAUGGCUCAGAAACCCCACUGAUUUCAUUGCAGAGAAUAGAAUUAGGAUGUCAGACAUUCUUAAACUAUUCAUGUGACUCACCUACUUUACAUCAGAAAAACUCUGCCCCCAUCUUUGUCAACCAUCAGGGCCAUUGCUUGGCACGAUGCCACUCUUCCUGGGCACCAUCUGGAUCAUUGGGCUAAACUCGAGGGCGCAGGUGGCCAUCAGGAACCACGGGCAGCAAUUAAAGUUCAGCACAAUUCAACCCACCAACUCAUUGAUUUAACUUACCAUGAGUGGAAUGCCUGUCCUUGGAUAGGCUGCCAACCUUGCUUAUAUUAUUUUGGUUGAGUUUCAAAAGAAUUAUAUAUUGUAGAUAUAAUAAGCCCACAUAAAUGCAUUAAGGUUUUAUAAAACUGCCUCAUUACAGAAUCACGGAGCACAGAAGCAGGACCUGCAGCACACUAUGUCCAUGCCAACCAUGAUGAAAUCUACACAAAUCCCAUUUUACCCCUCACAUCUCCCCGAAUUCUUCCCUUUCCCCCUCACCAGACCUAUUCUACACCAAGGGCAAUUUACAGGGCCAAUUAACCAACCAAGCCACAUGCCUUCAGGAUGGGGGAGGAUACUGGUACACCCAAGGGAAACAGUAAUGAAUACAUGCAGACUGCACAUAUAGAGCAUCCAUGUUCACGAUCAAAACUUGGUCUCUAAUCACUACCUGUAAGAAGGAACUGCAGAUGCUGGUUUAUACUGAAGAUAGACGCAAAAUGCUGGAGUUACUCCAGCAUUAUGUAUCUAUCUUCGGUCUCUAACCACAAUGCCAACCAUAUUGACAACUCUCUAUGCAUUUCAUGUCAUGAUCUCUUUCUUAAUAUAAGCCGGCCUUAAUCUUAGAAGUAGAUAACUUUGAUUGUAAAAUCCUCAUGUUUUGCUGGGUGUGGUUGUGCACAAUAUUCCUACAUGUUGUAAUUGGAAAAUGCACGCAAAAACUACUGGGAUUUCUGUGACUGUCACUUCACAUAUUAUAUGACAGGGCUAUGUUCCUCAUUAGGAGCAGUCAAAAGUAAUAUGAAAUGUUCCCCAUGGAUGGUGAGUUCACAAACACAUGAUGGGAGAAGUCACAGGAAAUUAGGUUUCCCUGUUCCAUUGCACGUGCCUCCAGGCAUAAUGCAUUUCAAAGAUCUACAUUUGCUUGUGCCAACUCUAUUGGGUCCAAAAUCAAGGGUAGAAUGAUUGUAGGGAAAACCUUUUUUCUUCUCCCAUUUUAUUUUUCCACAACUAUUUUGACAUUUACAAGUAUGUUGAGCCUCUGGCGGAAAGCUCAGAAUCGAUACAAUUUCCUAUUUUCCAUUAAAAAUCUGAGACCAGAUUUGCAUCUGCUCCAAUCUAAGUCACGCAAGUCACAGAAUUUGUAAUUUGAUGGGAAAAACUCCAAGGCUGUCCUGGGUUGUCUGAACUACAGUUAAUGAAGCACCUCAGCUGCUAGUGAUUCCACACCCAGGGACAUUUUUGUGGCAGGGAGGGUGGGUCAAUGCCUGAAUACAUUGGCCUAUGGUACUUUGCCUCAAAUUGCAAAUAGAUAUUUCUUGCCGCCAUUUUGUUUCUUAGAGCCACUUUUAAAGACCAAUUGUUGUGUUUUGAAAUAUUGCUGGGAAAUCUUGGACAUUCCUUCCCAUCCAGACUGAGCAGAUUGCACUGGUUUGCUUAUUUUUCUGGGUGCCCAAGAUUCUAUCCCAAUACAAUACAAUACCGUUUAUUGUCAUUUGAAGUUCAAACAAAAGUUGGUUUCGGCAGUCAUACAACAAGAAAAGAACAAAGACACACACCAACACAAUUUACACAAACAUCCAUCGCAGUGAAUCUCCUCCUCACUGUGAUGGAAGGCAAAGUCUUAUCUCUCCCAUGUGCACAGCUGUACUUCUGUCACAGUCAUGAUCUGUAAACUGAAUGGAAAAGUGUGUACUAUAGCAUGCACCCUCUGUGCAUGAAAUAGUAGCCUCUGGUGGACGGGGAAAAAUGUUUCAUCCAACAGAUGUGCCGGAAAGAUUGCUUUCCAUAGCCAUGUUUUGUUUGUUUCACUUGUCCUCUACACUGCAUGAGCAAUCUGAUAACUGUAAUUGCAAUGUAAGAGUUUAAGGAUAUGUAUUUGGCCUACACACAGUGUUCCAUUACAUUAUACUGUAGAGCACUGUCUGAUUAAAUGUUUUGCAUGAGCAAGGCAGGACAUCGUAUUUAAAGUAUAUAUUUAUGGUAUUGUUGCUAAGAAAAUAUAUUUUUUCAAAAACAAUUGAAUUUAAUGAUGUACAAUGUCAAAUUAUUAUCACUAAAAUUAUAAUUCUCAUUUUAUCAGUUGAGUGUUCUAUUGUACUAGUUUUAGCUCCCAUGGGUCUGCUUUCCCUCUGGUAUUAUGGCAUGGUGUUAAGGGUGUGUUGUUCAAAUGAAUAGUGUGUUCGAAGAGUAGAUCUUGCAUCAGCUAAUCAUCAGGACUGUCUUUCUGUCUCAGCUUUACUGAAGUUUGGUAAUUUAAUUCUUUAUGAAAUGGUGAAAGGCUGCUGUUGCAAAAUAGGGACUGGAUGCACUUCCACUAUUUGCAUAUCAGUCUGUUGCUUUAAAUGGUUUUUGUAAUUAAAUCAAAAUCAUUUGGGGGGAUGAAAACUGUUUUUUGGCAGAAGCGCAAAGUAAUUUAUAACAAAUUGGUAGCCAGUUGUAAACCCUGCGCUAUUUUCUUUUCCAUUGUGGAGUCAGGAAGGAGAUUAAAUUCUGCUGAACUGUUCAUAAGAUCAUGUGAUAGGAGCAGGAUUAGACCACUCGGCCCAUUAAGUCCACACUGCUAUUGAAUCAUGGCUGAUCUAUCCCUCCUAACCCCAUUCUCCUGCCUUCUCCCCAUAACCACUGGAACUCUUACCAACUGUUAACACACAGUUCUGCACAAUUGCCAAACUAGAGUUUUAUCCCCUAUUAUCUAAGUCUUGAUCUAACUGAAUGGUGGUACUGGUUCAAAUAACUGAAUGGCCUAAUACUGUUCCGGUCAUUAAAUGAGCCAUACUCACUCAUGAUGUUCAAAACAAUCCAAUCUUUUACUUAUCAAUGAAUUAUCCAAUGGGUGUGGCAUGUGCUCAGGAACAUACUACAGUUGCAUAUAAAAAAUCGGACUGGAAGCUGCCAUGCUAUGAAUAAUAUAAAAGAUAGCUGUUUGUAAAAAGAGAAAGGGAAGGACCUGAAUAUUGUGUGCUAAGUUUGGGUUUAUUUGCAUUUGAAGUUAAUAUAAUUCCCACAUUGAUAAUGCCAUACGAAAGGACACAACUAAUUUCAAGUGGUCUAAAUGAAAAUUCAAUCGGAAAAACCAUCAGAGAAUCUUGCAAACAUUUUUAAUAUUAACUAUCUUGCCCUUUUAAUUGCAGGGAAUGGACACUGUGGUAAUUAAUUCACGUAAAAAAAGGAAAAUGUCCUACAGCUAAACCUGCUUAGAAAAUUAUUCUGACUAAGAACUCAACCUUGUUUUAUUUUUGUCAAUUAUUUUAAAAUUUUUGAUAUUUUAACUGUAAGAUGUUUGUACAAGGUUUUGAAAUGAACCAAUGGUGGUUAUCAACCAUAAAAGAGGGGCAUGUUGAACUUCAAGCCCCUUUAUUAAAAGUUUAAAGAUGUACAUGAAAUGGGAACCCAUCUUUCUAUCAUUUAGAUUCCUAUCAACUGCCAUCUUUAGAGAUGAAAUAGGCCUUUGGUAGACACAUCAAUUGAGUGACCAGCUCGUUUAUACCAUAUAAAAAGUCAAAUGCCGAAAAUAUCCAUCACUUCAGGCAGGAUCUGUGAAGCAGGAAACUGGAUUAGCAAUGUUUCAGAAACCUCUGCUGAAAAUGCAUUAAACUAAAAAAGUCAACUGGUUCUCCUUCUACAAAUGCUGCCUCAUCAGCCAAGUAUUUCCAACAGUAUACUGUUUAUUUCAGAUUUCCAGGCCCACUUCUUCCAUUCAUUUGCAUUUGUGUAAAAUAGUUUUGAUUUGCCUUCACCCACUGUGCACCACUACCAAAGACCUGUUUCACUCCCCCUUUUCCUCUCAUGAUUUCAGCUCACUUGUUAAUUGACCGGCAUUCAACCAGAACAGACACAAAUAGUGACAUUGCUGUAUAAGACAAUUAGUCGAGCUGUAAACCAGACUGCUGAAUCACAGCAGCUUUUAUGAGCUGUCACCAUCAACCAUUUUCAUCACCACUUUAUUCUCAACCCAGUUAUUUUGUCCUUUUUAUGCUUUUAUUUAAAAAUUGAUGCAAAAUUUUCAUCACACAACAAUGUUGAGCAGCUGUCAUAAACAGAUGUAAUUGUAAUUCAGUACCUUAGCUUUCAGUGCCUUAGAAAUAUAAGAUACUGUAAACAAUGACAUUAAUGUACAUGAUGUAAAUAUCGCCAAAAAAUACAGAGGCCAAAUAUUUUCUGUACCUGGUUCACAUUGCUUUUCAUUAGAAUUGUAGCUCCUCUUGCUGUCUGAAUUUCCUCAAUUUGGGAUUUUGUUUGCUGUUUGAUCAGUUCAUGAACUGUUUUGAUCAAUCAUUGAUGUAAAUGCUUCAUUAAAAAGGUAAUCAAUUCUUUCUGGUGAGUUU